GCAAUAUGACAUAAACCAAGCCAUUGAUGUUGUGUAACUGCACGUUUUUGCCAGGGGAGAGCAUCGGUUUACAUCUGGAUGACCCACUGACUGACUGACAGCCUGCAGCUGCACCAUUAUGCCUGUAGAAGGUUCAGAGGAGCAGGUGCCCACCUCUCUCUCUAGCCCGGCCAGUGCUGCGCUCACCCCGGGAGGGACUGAGGAGGAUGGAGCCACAGGGGGCUCAGCAGUCAGCUCUUUCCCUGAAAACAGUCAGGGCUCUGAGGCUGCUGCAGCCUAUCCUGCCAACACUGGACCUGGGGAGAGCAACAGUGCUGGCAAGAGGUCUGGGGCCUUGUUGCAGAUUGACCGACAGCGUAUUCAAGCUGCAUCUGCCAGUUCUGGAGCAGAUGAACUCCAGGGCCUUGGGGUGGCUGUGUAUGAUCAGGACGUCCUGGAGCAAGGUGUCCUGCAGCAAGUGGAUGAGGCAAUCCAGGAGGCCAAUCAGGCUGCGGCUAAAGCCGAAGCUGAGAAGGAGUACCAGUCUGUGCUCGAUGAUGUCAGGUCCGUUACAACAUCUCUGAAACAUAUCAACAAGAUUAUUGAGCAGCUGUCUCCCUAUGCUGCUUCCAGCAAAGAUAUCAGUCGGAAGAUUGAAUCUGUCAAACGACAGAAAGAAAAUAAGGAGAAGCAGCUGAAGAAAGUCAGAGCCAAACAGAAGCGACUUCAGGCCAUUUUAGGAGGAGAGGACACCCAACGGGUGGAAGCAGAGCUUUUGGCAGAGGAUGAUGAAGAGGAAGAAGCCGGGCCAUCCACACUGGGCAGCAUGCUCAUGCCAGUUCAGGAGACCGAAUGGGAGGAGCUUAUCCGGAAAGGUCACAUGACUCCUUUUGGAACCCGAAUCCCUCAGAAGGAGGUAAAGAAGGAACCUCGGAAAGUGAUGCUCGCUGAGAAUUCCGCCUUUGACGAGUACUUGGCGGACCAGGCAAAGUUGGCUACUGAGAGGAAGAGAGUCCCUCUACUAAAGAAGAAGAUGCGCUCUGGACUCAGCCCUGAUGGAAAAACUAACAGAACUGUUCUCUCUUCCAAGGAUAAAAAAAUAAGGAAGCGCAUGCGAAAGCUCCAGAUAAUUGCUCUGAAGGCCCAUCCUAAGGCUCGGCCUAAGGCUGAGCCACGGCUUCCUAAAUCAAAGAAGAAGCAUCACACUGAGGGAGAAGAGACAGACAGCGAAGGGUCAGAGUACCUGCCCUCUGAUGAAGGCGUUGAUCCUGACCAAGAGGAAAGAGAAGCCAUGGAGGAGGGCUUUGGGGAAGAUGACGAUGAUGAAGAGUAUGACUUGAAACCAUACAAGAGAAAAACUGAGGGAAGAGGGAGGAAGAAAGUAAAGAAAAAGGAGGACAGUGAGGAAGAAUACUGUCCUGAGAGUUCAGAUGAAGAGGAGCAUGGGAAGGGUAAAGAUAAAAGAUGCAAAGAUGAUGGAGAUGUGGAGUACUACAGACAGAGAAUAAGGAGAUGGAAGCGACAACGUCUUCGAGAAAGGGAGGAGAAGAGAGAAAGAGGUGAGGACCUGACGGACGACAGUGAUGCAGAGUUUGAUGAAGGGUUCAAAGUGCCAGGUUUCCUCUGGAAAAAACUUUACAAGUACCAGCAGACAGGUGUGCGGUGGAUGUGGGAACUCCACUGUCAGCAGGCAGGUGGCAUCCUGGGAGAUGAGAUGGGAUUGGGUAAAACCAUCCAGGUCAUCAGCUUUCUGGCUGGACUGAGCUACAGCAAACUGAGGACCAGAGGUUCCAACUACAGGUAUGCUGGUCUGGGUCCCACAGUUAUCGUGUGCCCAGCUACAGUCAUGCACCAGUGGGUGAAGGAGUUUCACACCUGGUGGCCCGCUUUCAGGGUGGCUGUUCUACAUGAAACGGGCUCCUUCACCAGCAACAAGGAAAGGCUCAUUCCAGAGAUAGCAUCAUGUCACGGUAUUCUGAUAACCUCAUAUUCCGCUGUGAGGACAAUGCAAGAUGCCUUGCAGCGGUACGAUUGGCACUACAUUAUACUGGAUGAGGGCCAUAAGAUCAGGAAUCCAAAUGCUGGAGUUACCACUGCCUGCAAACAGUUUCGCACCCCCCACAGGUUCAUCCUGUCAGGCUCUCCCAUGCAGAACAAUUUGAAGGAGCUGUGGUCUCUGUUUGAUUUUGUCUUCCCCGGCAAACUGGGAACAUUACCUGUCUUCAUGGAGCAGUUCUCUGUGCCGAUCACCAUGGGGGGAUACAGCAAUGCUUCACCUGUACAGGUCCAGACGGCGUUUAAGUGCGCGUGUGUGCUGAGGGACACUAUAAAUCCUUACCUGCUCAGAAGAAUGAAGGCAGACGUCAAGGCCAACCUCUCUUUACCUGACAAAAAUGAACAGGUUCUGUUUUGCAGAUUAACAGAGGAACAGCGGCAGGUGUAUCAGAGCUUCUUAGAUUCCAAAGAGGUCUACCAGAUACUAAAUGGAGACAUGCAGGUAUUCUCAGGUUUGAUAGCGCUACGUAAAAUCUGUAAUCACCCUGACCUUCUCUCGGGUGGCCCCCGGAUGCUGAGGGGAAUCCCAGAGGACCAGCUAACUGAGGAGGAACACUUUGGCUUUUGGAAACGCUCAGGCAAGCUGAUAGUGGUGGACUCACUGCUGCGUCUGUGGUUCAAACAGGGCCACAGAGUCCUGCUCUUCACUCAAUCUAGACAGAUGUUGGACAUCUUGGAGGUGUUUACGAGGGAGAACAACUACACGUACCUGAAAAUGGACGGCACUACCCCAAUAGCUUCCCGACAGCCGCUCAUCGCUCGGUACAACGAGGACAGAUCCAUUUUUAUCUUCUUGUUGACCACUAAAGUCGGAGGCCUGGGAGUCAAUCUGACUGGAGCCAACAGAGUCAUCAUCUAUGACCCAGACUGGAACCCCAGUACUGACACACAGGCACGGGAACGAGCAUGGAGGAUCGGUCAGAAGCAGCAAGUGACGAUCUACAGACUGCUGACUGCAGGGACCAUCGAGGAGAAAAUCUACCACAGGCAAAUCUUCAAACAGUUUCUGACCAAUCGUGUUCUGAAGGACCCCAAACAAAGACGGUUCUUCAAGUCUAACGACAUCUAUGAACUCUUCACCCUGUCUGACCCUGAUGGAGCUCACGGAACAGAGACCAGCGCCAUAUUUGCAGGUACAGGCUCUGAUGUUAAGGCUCCCAAGAAACCUGAGAGGCCAAGGCCAUCUCACACGGUAAACCAUGGCAGCCAUGCACAUAAACACUCCUCAGCAAAUCAGAAUAAAACCGGUGCAGAAAGCAGACAUUCCUCAACAAACAUUCCUGCAUUAAAAGAUGGUAAUACCUCUCUGUGCAGUAACAACUCUCAGGGUAAACCAAAUGUUGCGACGGACAGUGAAAGCACCAACCAAAAUGGGGUGGAUGUAGAGCCAAAUAUUUCACCAAAUAUGCAGCGUACAGGACAAAAUAACAGAGAAUGGGAUGCGACCAAACCAUCAGUCAAAAACUCAAACUCGCCCAGUUCUCACCAACACGGAGACAAAGAGUCCGCUCUGACUAGCCCACAGAAACACAGGGAAAAGAGGAAGCACUGCGACUCAGCGCAGUCGGAUAAACAGAAACAUAAGAAACGCAAACACUCCCACGAUGCUCGGUUUGAAGGCCACCGCAUCUCUCACUUGGUGAAGAAAAAGACCUUUAAGAAAGCGGAGAAUGAAGACAAUGAGACAGAGGACCAGAAGAAAUCAGAUGAUUAUGUCUUGGCAAAGCUCUUCAAGAAAUCUGGUAUCCACAGCGUGAUGCAGCAUGACACCAUCAUGGAGUCCUCCAACCCUGACUAUGUUCUUGUGGAGGCAGAAGCCAACAGAGUGGCCAAAGAUGCCCUGAAAGCGCUUAAGGUUUCUCGCCAGCAGUGCAGACUGUCCUACAAUAGACCCCCUCCUCCACCUGCAAGGAAACGGUUUGGACAAAAGAAGAAUUCUCUCCUGGUGGCACCUUCGGUUCAGUCUGUCCCUACUCCGAGCAAAUGCAAGGAUGCUGCUAUUGUAAAGAAGUCUGCGUCAAAGAAGCCUGGUUCAGGAGCUCAUUUUAGCGGGGAGGUGGCAGAAAGUGACUCAAACUCCGCCCCACUCUCCUCCUCUUCCCUGCUGGCUAAGAUGAAAGCACGUAAUCACCUCAGUGUGCCCUCCAGCCAAGGAGAAGAAGCAGAGGAGGAGGACAGCUCAGGAGCUCCAGCAAGUAGUUCCACCCCAGUUCCGCCCACUGAGCAUGACGAGCUGUUGGUGGAUCUGCGCAACUUUGUAGCCUUCCAGGCGAAUGUGGACGGACAGGCCACCACCCAGGAAGUGCUGGAGUAUUUCAAACCAAGACUGACCCAAAAACAGGCACCUGUCUUCAGAGAGCUGCUCAGGAGCAUCUGUGACUUCCAUAGGAGCUCUGGUCAGGAGGGCAUGUGGAGACUCAAGGAGCACUUCCGCUGAAACACAGAUGAAACCGGAGUAAAGGACUGAACUGUGAUGCAUACUUGAGUACUUCUAGCCUGAAGAGUUCUGUUUCUUUGUCAGUCAAAAUGCAGAAAUACAUCGGUCACACUGUAUAAAAAUGGAUAACUUCAUAUUAUUACAGUUUGUUAUGAAAGGACCAUAUCGUAGGAAAGUCAUUUUACAGUACCAUGGACUGUUGGGUUAUCUGAUAAACUCAUCUGAUUUUACUCAUCAGUUGAUUAUCAGUUAACUAAGUCCUGAAGCUAAAGUCUGUUGCAAUGUUUAAUUUAUUUCAGCUGCAGUAUGGGUUGGUUUGGGUUUUUUGCUUGUUCAGACAGUAUUUCUGUUGUUUUUGUUGAUUGUUGUCCGUACCUGCUUAUACUUGAAUCCACUUUGUAUUUGCCUCGAAGUUAAAACUGUAUUACCUAAUGAUUUCCUCAAUAAUGAUAUUUUUUGUUCACUUUCAAUAUUUGUACCUCAACGGUGUCAUAUCUUGUAAUAUGUUUCUGUAAAAUGUAACAGGGGAGUAGUGUCUCAUUUUAUAAAUAUAACCUAAUCACCAUAGGAUUUGGUAGAUUUUAUAAUGACUAACUUUUCAUAAACUGUACACAGACAUGGUGGGUGAGGUGGGCUGGGGUGGGGGCUUCAAAGUAAUAUUCAAUUGGCCUACCUCCAAUUAUUUAUGAAACAUUGGCAAAAAGAAGAGUCAUUUAAACGCCAUGUUUUAUAAAAAAAAAAAAAGAAAAAAACGAUGCACUGUUUACAUACAUUGUAUGUAAUAAGCAUCUGUAGCUGCUUGCAUUUUUCUAUUUGGGUAAAGGAGGACUGGUUGAAUUAGUCCAAAACGAAAAAAGUACUGUAUUUUGAAGCCUUUAAAUAAA
This is a messenger RNA of Seriola dumerili (greater amberjack), 5355 nucleotides long. It is a transcript of the gene ercc6, whose product is annotated as ERCC excision repair 6, chromatin remodeling factor. The record is from RefSeq and is a predicted model, not a curated record. Lineage: Eukaryota; Metazoa; Chordata; Actinopteri; Carangiformes; Carangidae. The transcript is spliced from 22 exons. Gene Ontology annotation, molecular function: ATP binding; ATP-dependent chromatin remodeler activity. Gene Ontology annotation, cellular component: nucleus. Bases 119 to 4471 code for a protein of 1450 amino acids. Gene Ontology annotation, biological process: transcription-coupled nucleotide-excision repair.